UUAACAGGACAGAGAAAGAGAGAGACAGAUUAAACAAGGAUGCUGUAGACUGAAUGAAAGAAGGAAUCGGACAGUCCUAAAUCUCUCCUCCGGAUGCGAGCGUCUGCUCCUCUCCUCCACCGCAGUGCAGCAAGGUAAAACACGGAUCUCAUCGGCUGCUACACGCUCACAGUCCCCGACACACUCUCCCUCUGGCCCAGAAAGAGGAGGAAGGGGAGGAGGGGGAACAGCUGGAUGUGGAGGGUGUUGGGGGAGCAUCAGGAUCAGGAGAACACGGGGGCAUACCUAGCAGUGGAGGAGAAUGGGAGCUGAGCAGUCCCUGGAAGAUGGACAGGCCCCCAGUCUAACCAAGGAGCACACAGAGACCAUGAGCUCAGACUCUGACGGAGCGUUCGAGACACCGGAGUCGACCACCCCGGUCAAGUCCCCCGCUGGAGAGACAGACCAUCCUACCCAGCUGCUGACCUCGGAAGACACCGGUCUUGGCUGUGACUCUGAGGCAGAUGGUGAACCCGGGUCAGAGGCUAAAGGUCACCAUGGUAGCUCCCUGUCCAUAGUCUUUGACGAGGACAAGCCCAUAGCUGCUAGCGGAGCCUAUAACUUAGACCAGCUCAUUGCUGCUGCUGCUGCUGCUGCAGAGGCCCAGAGCCGAUCAACUCUAACCCGCUCUCUGAGCCUUCAGGCUGGGGAGCUAGACGGCUCCGGACCCCUAGACAGCGUAGGAUCCUCCCUCUCAAUCGGAGACUCCCGUCCCCUGGCUGAGGCCUUUAGUAUCGACGGUGGUACUGAGAGUGCUCCGGGGACCCUCCGCAGACCGUCCAAGAAGGGGCCUCUCCGCCCUGGUGGCUCCCUGAAAAAGAAGCCUCUCCUCAGGCAGAGCUCUAACCCAGAGAGCCCCCAACCUCCAUCCUCUGGUGUCACACCGGAGCUGAAAAAGAGCACCAGAGCAGCUAGUCCCCUAUUGGGCCCCGAGGACCAGGAAGUAGGAGGAGCCACAACAGACUCUGGCCCUGCCUCGGCCACGCCCAGUCCAGGAGGCACGCUCCGCAGAACCAGGAAACCACGUGUGGAAAGCCCCGCCCCUCUCAUUGAAGAGACCAAUCACACUAGCCCAGAGACAGAUAACCAACCAAUCCCAACCCCUACUCCUGUUCCGACCCAGGCCAUUUCCAUACCACUCCGACAGGAGGAUACCCCCAUCCCAGUGCCGGAGGCCCCUCUCCCAGCCAGCGAGGGCUCCUCUCCCAUCCCCCCUAGUGGGGCCUACAAAUGGGACCCAGACAACUUUGAGGACAUCGACCCAUUCAACACCGGCGGUAGUAAAGUCGCUAACUCUCCCCCGUUGGGAAGGAAAGGAGUCACUAACUCCCCCCCGUUGGGAAGGAAAGGAGUCAAUGCGUCCAUUGCUCACAAAACUGUCACCCCUGUGUCUACCCCCCCUCCUGUCUCUACUGAGGAACCAGCUCCUCCCUCUACCAGCCCCCCUAUUCGCACCUCAGGGGCGGUCAGGCUGGAGUUUGACUAUUCUGAGGAGACCCUCGAGGAGCCUCCUAAGGCCUCUCCACCUCCCAAGAAGCUGGGCAGGAAGCCAGGCUCCAAGAUGCCUCUAAGGAAGCCCAGGAUGGGCCUGAAGAAGGCUGUCCAGCCGCCAUCGGAACCCCUAGACAACACCCCCGCCACCGUCCCCGGUGAUGACAUCCCUAUCCAUAAGGCUUCUUAUAACUUUGACCCGGCCCAGUGGGACGACCCUAACUUCAACCCGUUCGGCUCUAACAGCGAGAUCCCCGUCUCUCCCGAGCUGAACAAACCCUCCAAUAGAUUAGACUCUGACACCUUCGACGAGUCUGCUGCCUUCAAGUCCUCCUCCAAUAGCAUGGCUGCGUCUCCGCCCACGGCUGCCUCAGGCUCCGCCUCCUUUGAGGUGUCGGCCAAUGACAAUGAGGUUGAUAAUGAUAACGAUAACGUUGGUGAGCUGGAGGACCACAACCAGAACAAACCAUCCAAAACGAAGAAGAAACCUAUCAAAUCUAACACUUUCAGAGUCAAGAGGUCCCCAAAGAGGUCGGCCAUGUCUGAUCCAUCAUCACAAGAGCCCACCCCAGUAGAUGAAGUCCAGCCUCCUAUCCCCCCGCUACAGGACGACCACGCCACAGACGAGGAGAAGCUGGCCUCUUCCUCCAAUCACAAAGAGAAGCUUGCUUCCUCAGCCAAUCACAAGUGGGCAUCCAUGGAGGCGGAGCUAACCUCUGACCCCCAGGAGGACUUCCCGCAGCCAUCUGACCUCACAGCCUUCGUCAAUGAGAACAAUCGAGUGCCAGACUAUGAGAUCGAGUACAUGGAGAAGAUCGGACCCCCUUCGCCGACUCUGUUUGUGAAGAAACCUUCUACUCUCUACCUGAAGCUGGACUCUGUGACAGACAGCCUGACCAAGCCUAACCAUGGAUCAGAACUCAACUCUCCCUGCACAGGGUACAACACACUGGGGAGUUUUGAGGAGAUAGAGGCCCAGAUCACAGCCCAGAUGAAGACUCCUGUGCUGGGCUCCAGACCCGGUCCAGAAGGGUCUCGACCCGGUCCGGAGGGGUCCACUGGAGAGAAAGAGAAGACCAGGAAGAGAGAGAGCCAGUCACUCAGCCGGACACAGAGCACAGACAUGGAUCAUGGGGCGAAACCCUCCCAGGGCUCUAUGGAGGUCCAAGGUCCAGCCCCUGGCCCAUCCCCAGACGCACCCUUCUUAGCCAGGCUGUCUGAGUGCCCUGACCCCCUAGCCUACCUGGAGGCUGUGGAGACUGACCUGGCAGAGACCAACCCCACUGCCUUCGCCCUCAAACUACAGCAGAGAGACAGAGAAGUGACGUCAUCAGUGAUGUCAUCAACACUGGACAGGGACAGCGCGGAUAUCAAGAGUUCUCUCUACACCCGGACAGCGGGCUACGGAGAGGAGGAGAGCCCCUACCCACCCAAAGACAUGGAGCACUCCCUGGGCAUCGCACGAGAAGAGAUCGUGUCCAAGGAGAAGGAGGUACUGGAGUGGCAGAGGAAGUACGAGGACAGUCGACAGGAAGUGCUGGAGAUGAGGAGAAUCGUGGCAGAGUAUGAGAAGACCAUUGCACAGAUGAUUGACGAUGAGCAGAAGGAUAAGUCUCUGUCUCACCACACCAUCCAGCAGCUGAUCAUAGAGAAGGACCAGGCUCUUUCAGACCUCAACUCAGUAGAGAAGAGUCUGGCUGAACUGUUCAGACGAUACGAGAAGCUGAAGGAUGUCCUCGAGGGCUACCGUAAGAAUGAGGAGGUGUUGAAGAAGUGUGCUCAGGAGUACCUGUCCAGGGUCCGUAAGGAGGAACAACGAUACCAGGCCCUGAAGAUCCAUGCCGAGGAGAAACUAGACAAGGCGAACGCUGACAUCGCCCAGGUGAGGAUGAAGUCCCGUCAGGAGACAGCAGCAUACCAGGCUUCUCUCAGGAAGGAGACCAUGAAGGUGGACUCACUGGAGAGAACUCUUGAGCAGAAGAACAAAGAGAUCGAAGAACUGACCAAGAUCUGUGACGAGCUGAUUGCCAAGAUGGGAAAGAGCUAGCAACGCUGAACAGGUCCAGCCCACGUCUCCGGGGCCUGAGGGGGAAGGAGUGGUAGAAGAAUAGAAGAAAAGAUAAAGAGAGAGGACGUGGUUGUCUCUUUUACGUCCAAACCUUCCCUUGGACUGAUGGGUAACUGGACAGUUGGACAGUUGAAGCCAAAGUGGUCUCUGGAUUUAAUACACUACUGACUGACUAUGUACAUGUAUCUACUGGCGACAUUGCACCCCCAGAGUAUUGGAGGGUCAAUGGUUUUCUUCUGUUUCACCCAGUACAUUUUGAUGUGCCGAUGUGUACCACAUGUCCUGUAUCAGGGAUCCGGUGAAAGAGUGUUUAGAAAUGUACUCUAUAUCAUAAAUGAGAGAGAGAGUGUGGUGUAUGUCUCUGUAUGUGUGUGUGUGUGUGUGUGUGUGUGUGUGGGUGUGGGUGUGUGUGUGUGUGUGUGUGUGUGUG
Salvelinus namaycush (lake trout) is the source of this 4028-nucleotide messenger RNA. Its product is annotated as transforming acidic coiled-coil-containing protein 2-like. The coding region runs from base 302 to 3577 and encodes 1091 amino acids. Gene Ontology annotation, biological process: cerebral cortex development; cell population proliferation; mitotic spindle organization. The transcript is spliced from 17 exons. NCBI's taxonomy places the organism in Eukaryota, Metazoa, Chordata, Actinopteri, Salmoniformes, Salmonidae. The record is from RefSeq and is a predicted model, not a curated record. Gene Ontology annotation, cellular component: cytoplasm.